This is a messenger RNA of Triplophysa rosa, 3179 nucleotides long. RefSeq names its product transmembrane protein 198b (gene tmem198ab). The transcript has 6 exons. Gene Ontology annotation, biological process: positive regulation of canonical Wnt signaling pathway. The coding region runs from base 622 to 1731 and encodes 369 amino acids. The record is from RefSeq and is a predicted model, not a curated record. NCBI's taxonomy places the organism in Eukaryota, Metazoa, Chordata, Actinopteri, Cypriniformes, Nemacheilidae. Gene Ontology annotation, cellular component: plasma membrane; cytoplasmic vesicle.
CUGCUCGUGCGCGAGCCAAAUACGGUCCGCCCAGACCCAGUGAGUAGGUAACAACCGUAUUUAUGUGUGUUUUUGAGAUCCUUUUGAACAGCGACUGGCAUCCCACUGCAGUCGCUUUUAUAUGGAUGUGUGAUAUAGGCCAUUGCGCUUUCACAGUAUCGCGUUAGUCACCGAGGAUAAUAAUCUGCCAUAAUCAAUGCGCGGACUAAUUGGCAGCACCCACGACCAACGAGAAGCCGAUCGGGAGUCGUGGCAACCUCGGCAACAUUACCGGAGCUCUGUGUCAAGACAAACAAGUGAGCCGAACAGGGCUCAAGUGAGCUGGCCUGGAGCGAUACGACUGGAAUGUGGCUGUUUAGAUCAGACUGUCGGACGCAGGUCUGGGAUCAGGCAGAAGCAGGAUGCUGAAGCGCGAUUAGGAGAGUGUACUUUGAUGGGAGAUAACGUGUUCUCAUGCAACAGAUAGACAUCACCAUACGUCACCUGGUAUAUCACACUGGAUGUGGUAGAUUCAUGUGGACGGGAGGUGUGCCCUGAUUGUGGGUGCAUCCCGACACCUCCCACUUCCUGCAGCCACUUCCCUCCCUAUAACCUCGCUCCGUCCUGCACUCUACGGUCACCAUGACGUCUACCUUGCAGACCCUAGCUUUUAAGCUGGCCCCUCCCUCGAGAGAGGCCGGAAAAGAGCAAUUGGACACCUGUAAUGAUGGCGUGGGACAACGUUACGAGGUAGUCCCCUCAGUUGUCUGCUCGAUGUGCUGCCUUUUUGGAAUCAUCUAUUGCUUCUUUGGUUACCGCUGUUUUAAAGCUGUACUGUUCCUCACGGGUCUGAUGUUUGGCUCCGUGAUCAUAUUCUUGCUCUGUUACAAGGAGCGCGUAUUAGACACGCAGCUGAGCAUUGAGGCCAGCGUGGGCAUCGGCCUGGGUAUCGGAACCCUGUGCGGCCUGGUGACCAUGCUGGUACGCAGCGUUGGGCUGUUCAUGGUGGGGCUGCUCCUGGGCCUGCUGGUGGCUAUCGGGACCCUGAUUGGCAUGGAGGAGCUGUCGUCCAAUCCACCGCGCUCUGUGUGGGUGCCCCUGGGCGUGCUGCUGGGGCUGGGCAUGCUGUUCGCUGUCCUCACCCUACAGUGGCAAAGAUGCUUCACAACGCUCUCAACAGCCGUGUUCGGGGCUGCCGUGAUAGUCGUGGCCGCAGAUUAUUUCGUGGAGCUUUUCGCGCUGGUGAGAUACAUAUACGAGAGGGUGAAAACGGGCCCCCGGGAGCCGGUAUGCUGGAUGACGUGGGUGGUCCUGGGAGCCUGGCCUGCUCUCGCCCUGCUGGGCUUAUUGGUGCAGUGGAGAGUGACGGCGGAAGGAUACUCCCACACAAAGGUUAUGAUCAGUCGUCAGCAGCGGCGAGUGCAGCUCAUGCGCAUUCGGCAGAAGGACGAGAGGAGGGAGUGUGGCAGGAAGAAAAAGCGGAAGCAACAGCAGAACUCGCACAACACACAUGCUGCCAAAGCACUUCACCCGGAGCCCGCCUACCGCAGGAAACCCAACCCUGUACGCCGCUUUGAUGGGGAUGUGCUUUCACCUAGUUAUAUCCAGAGUUUUCGAGAGAGACAGGUGGAAGGGCGGGGUUAUCCAGUGGGCGGGCUUGUGGCUGCGGGUCACACGAGUGUCGAUAUAGACUAUGACUGUGGGUCUACCGUCCCACUCACUGCUGGGGUCGGACCACAUGUUCAGGUCUGACCUCACUCAUAUAAUCGCAAACAAACAGACACUGAUCAACAAAAACACAUUAUGCUACUCUGGUGCUGACCUGACCCUGACUCACUGUCCCAUACACUCACACACACAUCCAGCAGCUCCUCCAGAUCAAAACUAUUAUAGCACUUAAAAGAGAAAAGAUGCAACUCUACCAUUGGACCAUAGUUGCAUCCCUGAGCUGUUUUCUAACACACAUGCAAGCAUACUAGCACACGAUAACAUUUUGCUGAACGUGUGUUUGCGUACUAUUAUGAGGUCAGUAGUGACAAAUCAUGCUGGGCUCCAUUCUGUCGAAAUAUUUUUUAAUAACGUCAACUGUUGUUAAAUAGUGUGUUGCCUGUUCGUCAUUGUUUCACAAAACUGCGUUUCUUCUUGUGAGGAAUUCAUCAGUCGGUGCUGAAUCUCGUCUUUGUAUUACAAGGCUGACAGCCCCCCCACGCCCCUCAGUAAAGUUCGUGGAUUUCACCAGUCAAGUGUCUGUACUGUAAGAUCCCACAUUCCGGCCCAGGACUGUACCAAAUACCAGUGAGCAGGGGUGCCUUGCUUUGAGACUCCGGUAAAAAAAAACUCCUUAGCCUUUAUCCAGAAAGGCUGUAGGGCAAAGAGCCAUAAUACUGCUGAUCAGAGCCACCAGGUCCACUCUGGGAUGCGGAGAUGAACGUCUGGUGAAGAAUUGAAUUAAGAGCAAGCAAGAUACUGAGGAAUGAGAGUGAAGAUACUCAGGGAUGAUAUGAAUGUUAUGGAGAUUCAACAAAAGAAAAUUAGCCGCAACGGGGGAAAACCUACAAGGACAAUGACAUAAUGGACGUUUCCCCCUUUGUGGCAAGCGUACGUACAGGGAUCUCACCAUGACUGUUCAGAUACCGCUGAGUAUAAAACUAGUUUGCAGUGCCAUCCAAGGGAACAUUUGUAGUGUCCUCGAGGGCAUGAUAGUGGAGGCUGCCCCUGAAAGGAGCAAACUUUCUUUUAAAAAGAACCCCAUAAUCCCUUGGGGCAAACUGCAUGAUAUAAUGGCCCCCACUUUGUUUUCAUGAUGCAUUAUCGCACCUGUCUGAACAAUUGAAAGCAGAUCAUGUUCUCUCUUUUUUUUAUCUGCAAAGCAGAAACAUUUAUGUUAUGUACAUAAAAUGCACAUUUAAUGUAUCCAUUUCAACAUGGCCUCUCAUAUUUAUUAGAUAUUAGUUUAUUUCUUACUAAUUGUUCAAGGGUGCUAAACCCUGACAUGUUAAUGAAUGGUUAUAUUUAUUAGUUUUGUUUGUUUUACAUAAUGAGUCAUGUUUUCUACUUUCUGUCUGAUAACGGAGUGUGGUCCAAUCAUGCAAUGAAACCUUUUGACAAUCUGACAUAAACAGUUUUUGUUUUUCUUCUGACACUGUACAACAGCAUGUGUUUGUAUGGGCCUGGUUAUUAUGGUAAACAUUGUGAAUUCA